This is a messenger RNA of Penicillium brevicompactum, 207 nucleotides long. RefSeq lists its product as uncharacterized. The transcript has a single exon. The record is from RefSeq and is a predicted model, not a curated record. NCBI's taxonomy places the organism in Eukaryota, Fungi, Ascomycota, Eurotiomycetes, Eurotiales, Aspergillaceae. The coding region runs from base 1 to 207 and encodes 68 amino acids.
AUGCGCGAUUGCCUCAAGCUCAUCAAAUACCACCAAAUCGACCAGAAACAAGAGACUUCAUCCCUCCACGCAAGCGAGAGCGCCAUGGCUUCGCCCGCGCACGAUCCGCCGUUUGUUUCCUCUUACAGUCCGACCAAGCCAGAGGGGUUGGAGACUGAAUUUCUUCAGCUGCGAAUGCGGUGCAAGGUCCACACCUCGGGCACAUGA